Messenger RNA from Adineta steineri, 232 nucleotides. NCBI's taxonomy places the organism in Eukaryota, Metazoa, Rotifera, Eurotatoria, Adinetida, Adinetidae. The record is from the annotation of a GenBank genome assembly.
AUGGCUUUUGAAAGUCCAAAAACAGCAUUCAUUGCAUGCGGACUAUUGGUUAUAGUAUCUGGGUUAUAUAUCACGGCAAAUGCUUUACCUAUGUGGUUUGUUAACUUUUCUUUCGAUUCUCUCUAUUAAGAUACCUAAUACAAAGCAAAAGAGUAGAUACUCCAAUCUAUCAUAUAAUAUAUUUCAAUUACAAUCGAGUAAAGGAAUACUUGUGAGAAAUAAUUUCUAGGUC